AUGCUGACGUUACCUUUGGACUUGAUAGUUUAUAUUACCGAGAUAGGUGAUUUAAGCAUCAAGGAUAUAUUCCAUUUGACACAAGUCAACCAACUAUUAAGAUUAAAACUCCUGCAUCCGUAUUUUUGGCACAAUGUGUAUAAUCGACAUUUAGGAAGGGUAUUUGACACUUAUGAGAUUGAUAAACUGGUUGAACCAAAUGAUUAUUAUAAUGAAUGUAGAUCAUAUUAUUGGAAAUAUCUUGAAAUUGAAAAAGAACUACAUGAUUUUGAUGAAAUGAAAAAUAGAAAAAUUGAUAAAUAUAUUGAAAAAUAUAGUUUUGAUGAUAAUUACCUACCACCUUUGUUAUAUCAUUUACAACAUGAAGAAAACAAAUGGAGACAAGAUAUAUUAAAUUGUUCCAAAUUCAUUGAAUUUUCUUCUUCUUCAUUUUUAGCAAAAUUGGUUGCAGGUCAAACAUUUCGAAUAGGAUUGAAUAAACUACUUGAUUGUUACAAAUCUCCAGAGAACCUAGACUCAUUUGAUGAGUUUAAUUUUGCUUGCAGUUUAUUACAAAAGAAGAGUUAUAAGAUUAUAAAUAAUCGACGAAAGUUUUUCAAUAAAAUUAGAAAAGUUCUUAACCAUUUCAUGACAGUAAAGCAUCCUUUACCAAUCAUCAACGAUUCCUAUUGUUUUCAAAAUAAUGCCGAUUAUUCCCAAUACGUGGCAAGUCUUAUUUAUUCGUUGCUUUUAAAAUUUAAGAAUUGGACUACUUUUGAUGCAGAUUAUAUAGAAUCUUAUAACACGCUAACUGUGUCUUCUGGAAUCAAAGGUCAUCAUCAUAUUAUUACAUCGAUGAUAGUAAAAGUUAUUAAAGAAGAAUUGGGUAAGUUGAAUAUUAAAAUUCACAACAAUGAAGAGAAAGAUAAAAUAAAUUUAACUUAUAGUGGUGCAAGAAUUGGGGAUUCAUUAAUUUGGUUUAUUUUUGGGGAAUUACAUUUUUUUACAGUUGGAGAUUUUGAUAGAGUUGCAUUAGAACGCUUUGCAAGUUCCGACAACUCUUUACUUUCACCAUUAUCCAAUCAUGGAUCUUCGGACAUGUAUAAAAUUGAAGAUUCAAUUAUUGAUCGACUACUGGGGAAGAAAUACUUGCAAAAAAUUUAUAAUCCGAAUGCUUUUUGUGAAAACUAUUCAGUUCUUCUUUGUAAAGUUUUAUUUCCAAAAUUAAUGCAGGAAUCUAUGUCAAAAUUUUCACUGUUUUUUAUUUCAACUACAGAUAUAAUCACUCGAGAUAUUAAAGAAUCACUUCGGGUGUUUCUUUCUGGUGAAAAUUCUUUUUACUAUUCUUUCUUCAAACAUGGUAAGCUUAACAUAUUACCAAAAGAUUUUGUGCCUGGACCUGGUUUUCUUGAGACUGAUUAUAGUCCUAAUGAAUAUCAAGGUAAUAUGGUUAUGAUUAAGAGAUUAAGAAUUCCUGCGGUUGUAAUUGGACAAAAUCCUGAUGGUGUUACAUACAAGAGUUUAUGUAUUGAUUCAAAAUAUUCCAUUAAUAAGAGUACACUGUUUGAAGUAAUGGAUGAUAUUUCCCCUCAAGACAUACUUCGGUUCAUUGAUUGUAUAGGUCCUGCUAAUUUAUCAUAUCUGAGAAUUUAUGGAGUCAGUUUUGAUGAUGGUAAGACUCCAAAGUUUUUAAUAGAUUAA
Molecule: messenger RNA, 1680 nt
Organism: Candida tropicalis MYA-3404
Lineage: Eukaryota; Fungi; Ascomycota; Pichiomycetes; Serinales; Debaryomycetaceae
Exons: 1
Coding region: 1-1680 (559 amino acids)
Molecular function (GO): protein binding
Source: RefSeq, a predicted model, not a curated record